CCUGGGUCUACGCCCCGAUAUGACGAAGCUCAGCCCGCCGGCCCUGCCGACCAUUGGCCAUGUCGAUCCCAAGGCCUCGACGGACGUCUCGGUCGCCGAUCCCACCUCUGCAGAUGCCUCGACCCUGGACCAGGGCACGGCUCCUUCCUCGGCGGCGGUCCUGGCUGGUGCCGGGCCCGACCUGCUGGCCGGGAUGACGCGCGGGCAGAAGCACCAGCUCCGCCGGACCAAUCCCCUCCUGUACAACCGCGUGAAGAGCAUCCGCGUAUUGCGGCUGCGCAACCUGCUGCCGAUUGAUCGGCGCCUGCCCCUCGUGGCGUCAUACACCGAGACCUCCUCGGCACGGGAAAUCCCGGCCGAGUUUAUGGCGGUGGCCCGUGCAGCGGCCACCGAGGCCGACGGGUCACAGGGCGGUCUGCAGACCACCGACGGGGUGCCCGCGUCGCUGCACUAUCUGAAUGAGUUCAUCCGAUGCCUCGGCAGCGCGCCGAUCAUCCUCAGCAGCAAGGUCUUUGAUAUUCACAGCCCGGCCAAGGAGCUGACCGAGACCAUGGCCUGCUUCGCGGCCUGCUUCUCGCACCUGCUGGCCAAGCAGGCUCUCAAAACCGCCUCCAAGAACAUGUUCCGAAAGCGGACCUCCCCCCUGGUGACCGAUGCUUCGCGCAUCAGUGGGCUGGCCGCGGCGGCUCUCGGCGGCUUUGACCCGCAGGACUCCAAGCACACGGCCUUGCUGGCCGUUGGCGAUGGAUCCACCCCCCGUGGCGGAAUCAUGUUCGCCUGCCGGACCAAGUGGCAGUGCUUCAGCAUCGAUCCCCUGAUGAAGGUCAAGGGGCCCUGGUCGGAGGUGAAUCGCCUGGUCCCGGUCCGCUCCACCAUCCAGGCCUUCAACCUGGACGAUCACUGUGGCGACAUGGAGGUGAAAAACAUUGUCCUUGUUCUCAUGCACUGCCAUGUCGGUGUAAAUGAGGCCCUCCGUUACUUGCUGCCGCCGUACCGGAAAACCUGGCCCGAGAAGGUGGGCAUCAUUUCCUGCCCCUGCUGCAAUUUCGCCCAAAUUCAAGAGUCCCUCUUUGGCCUGCCCCCGGUGGAUGUGUGGUACGAUGUGCACUGCCUGUCCAAGGACAACGAAAUGCGCGUGUGGCAUGUGGCCACCCCGAGCCAAUGGGAGGCUCUGCGUCGCGGAGUGGACGAGUGGGAUGCCAGCGUGCAGACGAUCAUCGCCGAGAAUGAUGAUUUCCUGGCCCGGCGCACGCGCGAGGGGGUGGAAGCCGCCGCCGCCGCCGCUGCCGCCGCCGCCGCCUCUGCCGCCCCUGACGCCACCGCCGAGGCCACCACCGCCUCGGCUACCCCUGCGACGACCGCCUCGGCUCCGAGCCAGUAG
Messenger RNA from Fonticula alba, 1381 nucleotides. RefSeq lists its product as hypothetical. The coding region runs from base 20 to 1381 and encodes 453 amino acids. The transcript has 2 exons. The record is from RefSeq and is a predicted model, not a curated record. Lineage: Eukaryota; Rotosphaerida; Fonticulaceae.